Molecule: messenger RNA, 792 nt
Organism: Paracoccidioides brasiliensis Pb18
Exons: 2
Coding region: 1-792 (263 amino acids)
Biological process (GO): box C/D snoRNP assembly
Source: RefSeq, a predicted model, not a curated record
AUGGCUAGCGGUGUUGCUACACCGACUAAGAAGCGGUCCUUUGAGGACGAGCAUGAGCAUGAUGAAGGAGGAGGCUCCCGGCCAAAACGAUCUAAAUUCGAAAUAACUUCUACAAACUGUGAUUCCACAAAUGUUACCUCGUGCGAUGAGUUCAGUUGGGGCAGCGAUUCUAGUGGUGAAGGUGAUGGUGACGGGACCGUCCUUCAAGCUUUAACCCAUCGGCAUCACGCUCCGAUCCGAGAACAAUCCAAUGAUGAAACCUCUUCUGACGGGGAAUCCGUAUCAUCUACGUCAUCCUCGUCCUUCACAGGUCGUGAUUCUGAAUCAGAAAGCCAUGGCAACGUAAAUAGAUCCACAGCCAGCAACAUCGUUUCCCUUCCACGACUCGGGCCUCGCUCCAAACCGACAAUACGUCAAUUAAAUAAUUCCUCACUGCGAAAUAAACUGGCUUCCUUUCUCCCUGAAUUGAAAGCUGCAAACAAAGACUUGGAAAAAGAGAUUGCUGCGGGAAACGUUGCUCGUGUGGAGCUUGAUCACAAUGAGGAUGCUGAGGUUGACGGCGAGUAUAUCGAGAUGAACCUUGGCCUAGGUGUUCUGGAAGAGCAAGCAGAUGCCACUACCUCCGAUACCAACACCGACAGUGAAAGCACCGUAUCAACUGAUGGAGACAACAACUCACGAUCCUCGAGGGAACAUCAACCAAAGCCACGAAAUGACACGAAUGUAUUGAACAAACUCAUGCGGAACAAACCUGAUAUGAAACGGCCAACCAUAGAAGAGCUUCCGUCCUGA